Molecule: messenger RNA, 660 nt
Organism: Vigna unguiculata (cowpea)
Lineage: Eukaryota; Viridiplantae; Streptophyta; Magnoliopsida; Fabales; Fabaceae
Product: serine/threonine-protein phosphatase 7 long form homolog
Source: RefSeq, a predicted model, not a curated record
AUGUGUGAAACCUUAUUAGGUAUAAUACCGGUUAAGGGAGAAUCGAUUGUCGGUUCUAUGAUCAAACUAAAAUGGUUAAGGGAUAAUUUGUUUCCUAUAGAUGAAAAUUCCAGUAUUGAGGUUAUUCAUGCACAUGCUAGAGCUUAUAUAUUAAGACUUAUUGGAGGGGUUUUAAUGCCUGAUAAGACUGGGAAUAAAGUACAUUUAAUGUACUUGAACUAUUUGACUAAUCUUCGAAGAACCAGAAGAUAUAGUUGGGGUUCGACAUGUUUGGCUGUGUUGUAUAGGGAGAUGUGCAGAGUAACGGAUGGACGUGCGAGGACUAUGGGUGGAUGUGCUUCGUUGUUACAAUCAUGGGCAUGGUUUCGGAUGCCCUUUAUUGCACCCAUUUCAAGAGUUCCACCAACUUUCCCGCUAGUUUGCCAAUGGAGCAGCAGUCGAGUACUGAACUACAAAAAUGUCCCCCACAAUGAUUUAGUCGGAUACCGGGCAAGGAUAGAUCACAUGCAACAAAAUCAGUUUAUUUGGGUUCCUUAUGAAGGUUUGGGCUCUAUUAUUGAUGUUGAAGCAUAUCGGGACCAAGCAAUAUGGACGUCAUGCACUACUAUAAUUUGUUUUGCCAUUGUGGAGUGGCACCAGUCAGACAGGGUGAAGUUAUAA